AUGAAUCAAACUAGUAACGGUAAUGAUGGCAAUGCCAAUGCCUCACAAUUGACUUUGAUUGGUUCUACAAUUGAUCCCGACCACAAGCAAUCGCCAUUUCAUAAUUAUCCCUUUAUGAAGAAUAUUGCAGCCUUCAACUCCAAUGGAUUAUCAAUCUUGAUUAACUUUGUCUUACAAUUAUAUGUCAAUCUUAUUAUCUUUGAAGUAAUCCUUGUGUUUAAAAUUAGAAGAUAUAUUGAUUCUUAUUAUAAAACGAUCAUUUAUUUUCAUUUAUAUUUACUUGAAUUAGGUAUGCUUGGUAAUUUAUUAAUUUUAAAUUGGCUCUACACUUCUACUGGAACUAAUCCAUCAAUUGAAGAUCCUGAACAUGUUGAAGAAUAUAAUAAUAGAGGUUGGUUAAAAGUUUCAUCCAUUCAUAAGGCUUAUUGGAAGAAUUUAGAAAUUGAAUUUAAGAGAAGAUAUAGUUCUAAGAAAAGUAAUACUUUUCUUGCUCCUUUAACUAUAUUUGUUGAUAUUAAUUAUCCAGAUUCUUAUAAUAAUGAUGGUGAAAAAGAUGAAUUUAGUGAAGUUUUAUGUGCUUCUGUUAGACCAAUCAUUGAAGAUAAGAUUUCAACUUUUGUUGAAGCUAUGGCGGUUGAUCCUCCUCCAAGUGUGAUUUAUGGUGGUCCACUGCAAAAUGUUUUUAAUGAAGAACAACCACCACCUAUUAUUCCAUCUCAAGAUGAAAGUCCAAAACGCCUUUUUUCAUUACAUCAUAGAAAACCAAAGAAAACAGGUAAUGAUGCAGCUUCUACAUUUACAGUUGAAUCUGAAGAGAUAAAAUCUAAUCCUGAUAAUAAUAGUGAUGAAGUUAAGUAUAAAAAAGUUUCUUCAUUCUUUUAUCCACCCAAAUAAUUAAAAGAAUAAAGAUUUAUUUGCUACAUGAUUUAAAAAAUGGUUUAUAAUAUAAACAAAAUAUGUUAUUAGAAUAG
Messenger RNA from Scheffersomyces coipomensis, 971 nucleotides. RefSeq lists its product as uncharacterized. The record is from RefSeq and is a predicted model, not a curated record. Bases 1 to 894 code for a protein of 297 amino acids. The transcript has a single exon. NCBI's taxonomy places the organism in Eukaryota, Fungi, Ascomycota, Pichiomycetes, Serinales, Debaryomycetaceae.